This is a messenger RNA of Chara braunii, 2262 nucleotides long. Lineage: Eukaryota; Viridiplantae; Streptophyta; Charophyceae; Charales; Characeae. The record is from the annotation of a GenBank genome assembly.
UGCAAGCACCUAGAGGGAAUGCAUAGCAGUUGGGUCCUGUGACUCUCUCGGAUGUUUUGCAGAAAGCCACAUGGGAAGUAGUCCGGACUGCUGGCAAGGAGGCAGCCCUACUAGCAAGAGUAUUUCUGUGCCCGCUACCAGGAACCGUGUCCCUUUCAGGACAGUCAAGCUGCAAGAGCCAUGUAAGAAGGUCAGGGUGAAGUGCCAAAAGUCUUGAUUAGGAAAGGGGGUGCAGCAUCCUGUCGCUCAAGCCGCAUGUCGAAGCAUUUCCCUCUUCUGUUGCUCUAGGUCCAUGUUGACAAAGAAAACUGUCAGUGCCAAGUCUUGUUUGGCUGUAGCCAGAAAAUUCAUCGGGAUAACGUGUGUGACACAGUGCAGGCUUAUGGAGGCAGUUGUGGCGGAAGGUACGCUCCAGAAGCAUGAACAUGGGUGACGGACAGAGGAAUUGGCUUGCUUCCACUGUUAUUGUCCCGUGUGAACACACACAAAGGGGUUCACAGACGUUUAUAUCUGCUUGGUAAAAACGGCUGACAAGCCUGCGCUUUGCCGAGCAGCUGAGGGUGCACUUGGUUGCAACGCUUCUCGAUGAAUUCGAGCUGUUGAAGGGACUGCUAAACUUGAGCGAUCGGGGGAUGAUCUGGUGGCUUGGGUGGGCGGUCCAGGAGACGAUCCAGCUGCUGCAUGGUGUAGUGCCUCUGGAAGGUCAUGUCUUCUCUGCUAUGACUGAAACGGGCCGGAUUUACCCCAUUUCGUGUCCUAGCAUUAUUCGUGUGAGAAGCAUAAUGUGCGGUUGUGCACCAACGAUGGAAGUUUGAAUGCCACUACAGUCAACGAUACCAAACCUCCCCCUCUGCUGGAUCUAUUGCUAGGCACUUGUUGCCAAGGGCACAUUCGACGUUGUCCUUGCAACAAGGUGCGAGUCGCAGGACCAGCACAGGCACUCAGUUAAGAGGGAAUAUGUCACUCCCUGUGUUGUAUGGGGCAGAGCUUCGCAUCCUCUGUUGGGCACUGCGACGGUGUGACCCAAUCAUUCAUUCAUUUAGGGUAUCGUAAUGUGUUUGGUGGCGAUCUAGGACCCUGGGUUGCACUACCCGGUAGCUGUCAAAGUGGAAAGCAAUUGGGGGCGACCAGCAUGAGCUCGGAAUUGGGAAGCCAAGUCGCGUAAUCUGUCAAACGUAAAGUCGACGGUGUAAACUCUGAAGGGAUAGGCCCUUUGCUCUGCGAGCAGAGCUGCAGCCAGCAGUCUUAUGAACUCUACAAGUGUGUUGUUACUCCGUUGAGACAGACGAACCUGACAGGCAUAUUCAAAGUUGAAACGAGUUACGAGUGCAGGGAGUUGCUUGAUUGAUAGGUCGUGGUUUACCCGCAAAGUACGGUCUGCUCCCAAGGUUCAAGCCAUGUGAAUGACAAGACUGUCGCCAUCGGAACUUGCGGCGCGCCAUGAUAUAGAGCUCCCCACUGGAAAAUAAGAAGGGACGGAUAAGAUUCUUUUCUUCUGAUGUUAUUGCAUCUGCCAGGUGGACCAGUAUGUCCUCCACAAGAUAUUGUUUCGAUUAUUCUUGUUGAUGAAUGGAACGGGAACUGCUUGACGCCUGCUGGUUGGAUCCAGGACACCGGUAGAAGAAGAAGAGGACGAGGAGUAGGAAGAAGAACAGCAGCAGGAGGAGGAGGAGGAGGAGGAGGAGGAGGAGGAAUAAGACGUGGCGAAGGAGAGGACAAACAGGAAGGGUGGGGGAGGAGGACGAGGAGGACAAGAAGGGAGGGGAAAGAGGAGGGCAACAAUGAGAGGAAGGAAGAGGAAGAGGAGGAGGAGGAGGAAGAGGAAGAAGAACAGGAGGAGGACAAGGAGAAAGUACACAUGGAGGAUGACAAAGAAGAAUGGGGAGGAGAAGAACCAGGACAAAAAGAGGGGGAAAAGGUGGAUGAUGAUGAGUAUAAGGACGAAGAACAGGACGAAGAAGAACAGGAGGAGGAAGGAGAGGAUGAGAAAGAAGAAGAGGAGAGGAGAAUGAGGAAGAAGAGAGGAGGAAGAGGUACAAGAACAGGAGGACGAGGAUGACGACGAGGAGGAGGAGAAAGAGAUGGAGGAGGCAGGGGGAGGUGAUGGUGGAAGAUGGAGGACAACGGGGUCACCUACUUGCUGGAUUCGGCACUAGCAAAAUUCGAAGGCGGUCGCCGAACUCGCAUGCCAUGCGAUGGGCGGACCCGCUCCAAUUUUGAAUUUCAAAAUGGCCCAAUCUGGGUCGCAAAUCUCCGAGAUCA